AUGUUCGGCAUUCUUGAGGCAGUCACAGUACCCCAUUCGGGGAUCUUCAACAGCUAUGAGGAACUUUUCAAGGAACUCAGUGACCGCAUGGAAAAGGAGGGUUACAAAAUUGUCAAAGCUAGAUCCCACCGAGGAAAGGUGGGCGGUGCAGACAUCCCAGGAAACGACAUAGUACGAUGCGAUCUCGUUUGCGAUCGAGGCGGCCGGCCGUAUCGCUGUAUGGCGACGAAACACAAGACAACUACCAAGAAGACCGAUUGUCCUUGGAAAGCAAAGGCUGUUCAUCGAAAAACUAUGGGUGGAUGGGUUCUUACAAUCACCUGCGACCAACACAAUCACGAACCAGGCACUCCCGAACCACCGACUCCCGAACCCGAAAGCGAAGACGGAAACAAUAUUGUUGAGGACCUCGAAGCUGAUCAAAGCUUGGAUGCGGAUGGCACACCACUGCUGACUUGGGGAGAUGAUGCACCUCAGCCUGAUGUCGAAACUUCAGCUGCUAUUAGGGUUGCAGGUGUCUCCGAGGCAGUUCUUCGUCUGACUGGUGAUACCUUUCAUCAAUUCAAGAGCGAAUACCGAAAGAUGGCACAUCCAGAUCGAGUUAGCAUCUUGUCAAAUCUUCAACUUCGCAUCGCCGCCAUUUAUGCUGUCCAGAAUGAGGAUUUGCAGAGACAAAAGCGCCAAGAGGCCCAAGACAAGCGACAUCGGCAGAUUGAAGAGACCAAGAGACAAAAUUCGGUAAAGCAACGAGCUAGGCAGCGUCGCCAACAGGUUGAGCAGAAUCAGCAGAAUCAGCAGCAGCAAAUGCACCAUAUUCAGCAACAACCUUUACCACAGACGCCUCAGGUUCAACCUCAAGUUCAGCCACAAGCUCAGUCACAGGCUCAAUCACAGGCUCAAGCGCAAGCCCAUGCUCAAGCCCAGGCACAGGCUCAGGCACAAAAUCAGAUGAUGCUGCAGUCACAACUGUAUCUUCCGCAGAAUUCGCAACCGACUCCAAUUCCUGUGCCUAAUAUGGAUAUGCCACAGUUCCAGCAUUACGUCGGUCCCCCUAAGAGGAUGCGCGGACGGCCAUCACAGGGUGGCUAG
Molecule: messenger RNA, 1089 nt
Organism: Fusarium coffeatum
Lineage: Eukaryota; Fungi; Ascomycota; Sordariomycetes; Hypocreales; Nectriaceae
Exons: 1
Coding region: 1-1089 (362 amino acids)
Source: RefSeq, a predicted model, not a curated record